This is a messenger RNA of Vollenhovia emeryi, 2942 nucleotides long. RefSeq names its product sodium/potassium/calcium exchanger Nckx30C-like. The coding region runs from base 1 to 1290 and encodes 429 amino acids. The transcript is spliced from 6 exons. Gene Ontology annotation, cellular component: membrane. Gene Ontology annotation, molecular function: calcium channel activity; calcium, potassium:sodium antiporter activity. Lineage: Eukaryota; Metazoa; Arthropoda; Insecta; Hymenoptera; Formicidae. The record is from RefSeq and is a predicted model, not a curated record. Gene Ontology annotation, biological process: calcium ion transmembrane transport; intracellular calcium ion homeostasis.
AUGGGCGGCGCGUCGGGUGCGUGCGGAAGCAUCCCGGCGCCCGGGGAGGCCGGAUGCAGCAGCAGGGUCGGCAGCAGCAGCGGCGUCGGCGGCGGCAGCGGCGGUGGCACCGGCUCCGGACAGGGCUGCGAGCAGGCUCACGGGGGCACGUCCUCUCACCCCUCGCGGGACAGCCACGCCAAGUUCCGGCACGGCCUGCUGCAGCUUAUGAUCCACACGAUCGAUCCGCUCCACGACGGCAAGGUGGACGAGAAAGCGACGCAGCUGCACGCGAUAGCGUCGCUGAAGGUGCUGCUGGAUGCCACCCGGCCGCAUAACGGCGCCGCGACGUCGACCGCCGCCCAUUACUCCGGCGCGUCCUCGAAGGAGACGACGCUGCAGCUGCAGCAAGGCUCGCAGGGCACCACCACCACCACGACUACGACGACCACCGCCGGCACCACCGCCGGUAUUCAGGAACUUCCGAACGGCGGUAUCGCCGCCGGUCUCGACGCUGGACUCGAUUCGGCAAACGUAAGGAGGAGGAACAAAAACGUUGCUGCAAACAAUAACGAGGUUGUGUCGUUUGCUGAAAUCGAUCGACCGAUUGCGAAACUAAGUUAUGAAAAAGAUGAUCGGCCAGAGGGAUCUCAUCUCUCUUUUUGUAACAUUUGUUCGCAGGGCGAAGAGGAUGAACCUCCAGAGGCCUUGAACAUGGGCUGGCCAAGCAGCCCGAGAAAAAGGCUAACUUACAUUUUGGUCGCGCCAAUCUUAUUUCCUCUUUGGUUGACGUUACCGGAUACGAGAACACCUAGAGGGAAAAAGUUCUUCCCGGUAACGUUCAUCGGCUCGAUCGUCUGGAUCGCGGCGUACUCGUACCUGAUGGUCUGGUGGGCGAAUGUCGCCGGCGACACAGUGGCCAUACCGCCGGAAGUGAUGGGCCUGACGUUCCUCGCAGCUGGUACCAGCAUACCGGACCUCAUCACGAGCGUCAUCGUGGCGCGAAAGGGAUACGGCGACAUGGCCGUGUCGAGUUCCGUCGGCAGUAACAUCUUCGACGUGACCGUUGGGCUUCCGGUUCCAUGGCUCAUAUACGGUUUAAUCUACGGAAAACCCGUGGAGGUGAACUCGGUGGGCAUGGUGUGCAGCAUAGCAAUACUGUUCUGCAUGCUGCUGUUCGUGAUCAUGAGCAUCGCCUGCUUUAGAUGGAAAAUGAACAGGAGCCUCGGCUUCACCAUGUUCAUCCUCUACUUCGUCUUCGUCACCGUCUCGCUGAUGUUCGAGUACGAGAUUCUGGUCUGCCCGGUGUAGGGCAGCCAGGACAGCGCAGCCGCGGCAGCAGAGGUAUUAAAACCCUGCCCCUCCUGCCCGGAGGGGGGAAAAAUACGUCUGCGAAACGGACGCACACUUACGGGUCUCGUCAUCGUCAUCGUCACCGUCGUCGGCGAGCCUCGGCCGACGAGAGAACUCUUCCCCGCGGUCGCCGCUUCGAGAGGAGGAAAUCGCGCCAGUCACCAUUUUGCGCGCGCGCAAAGGUGACCUGAACAGUACGAACGGCAAUAGCAAGCACCACCACACCGCCACUAUCACCGAUCAUCGGGUCACUGCGGCUUCGCACACGAAGCGGAAUUACGAGGCGUUUUGCUCUAGUCGCGAGAGGUGUACAUAUUGUAUAAAAAUCUUGAAAUACCUGAAACGAAAUACUCGUCUUGUUAAGGAUUAACCGAGCGCGCCACUCCGUUCGAGUGCCGCUACUUUAUUAUUUAAGCAUGGCGAGCGCGUUAGCCGAUCGUGCCAAGGACCAAACUAUAAUUUUAUAUAAUCCUUGGAAGGAUUUUUUGGCACAAACUUGCAAAGACUUACCCCCGCUCUUCUUCUUUUCUCUCCUCCCCCUCGUUUCCUCCCUCUUUCUCGUCCUACUUCUCGUUACUCGACAAGCGGUACUCUAACGCGACGGCAAAUUGCAAGUUGAUCGCGGUACCGUUGUUAAUUCACUUGAAAUUACUAUGAUAAAACUUUACAGAAAGCUAUCUCGUAUAUUCGAUAACGGUCCGCGAGGACGCCUCUAAUUAUAAUCAUGGGAUAUCAUCUCUCAGAUAUCGCUUUAUUCGCGCAUUUAUCGAAGCAUCACGUUUUCCGAGUAUACCUAUAAUAGCAAUAAUAUUAGACUUAAAGGAAAAAACAUAACGCGAUGUUACCAGUGUACAAAACGUUACCGUAGGUCUUCUCGUUUGACUCCUUGGCACGCUCACGUCCGAGUAUUAUACAUAACGUUAUCCCCUGAACAAGUGACCUGACCGCUCGCCGAUUUUUCUCUAAAAAAGCAGGAAUUCUCUUCGCCUCUAAUAUCUAGUAGAAUAGCGUUAUAACUUCUCACUCUGUUGUACUCACGGAAUUCAAACCUGAUGCGGUGCGGUGUUCGGCGUUCCGUUUCGACGACGAGACGGCGUUCGCUCGUGGAUCUCGAGUGCCCAUGUACGUCGGGUGUACAUUUCAGGCGAGUAUUGUGUUGCGUGUGUAUAUAUACUUUUUCUUUACAUACAUUUCCGUACGUUAACCCUUUGAAGCAUACAUUUUUCUAUUAAACCAUUUUUUUGGUGAGACUUUGUAUACAAAGGUUUUGGGGAUCGCUGAUUACGAAUCCGUCAUCGGAGUUCCAUAAUUCAAAAUGGCGGAUUCAAGAUUGAAUUCAAAACUUAAAAGAAUAACGUCAUUCAACGGUAAUUCAACUAUGCAACAUUAUUUAGAUAUUAUUAGAACCCAUGGAAUCUAAAUUCCAGUUGAAAAUUCUUAUAGAACAUAGAAAGUAGCGCGCGCGAAAUAGCGGAUGCAAAAUUUGAUCAUUUCUUAGAAUCUACUCGUUCUUGGCGCUACCCAGAGCUAACGGCGCGGACGUGAUGAGUCCCUAAAUACCGUAAUCAAACGAAAAUGCUGGAAAACUUGAAAACUUAAAAAAUUCACGU